This is a messenger RNA of Rhodotorula graminis WP1, 565 nucleotides long. RefSeq lists its product as uncharacterized. NCBI's taxonomy places the organism in Eukaryota, Fungi, Basidiomycota, Microbotryomycetes, Sporidiobolales, Sporidiobolaceae. The record is from RefSeq and is a predicted model, not a curated record. The transcript has 3 exons. The coding region runs from base 1 to 513 and encodes 170 amino acids.
AUGCCGCCCAAGACCGUCGUCAAGCCCAUCCAGGAGGACAGCGUCGCGCAGCCCAUGCCCGCCGGCGGCGCCGCGCCCAUCAACGACUCGGAGGUCGUCGACGAGGGUCCGGCCAACGCCAACAUCCCGUCGUCGCAGCACGCCCAGUUUGACCGGCCGGGCACCCAGGACGCACUGCGGGGGCAGGGCAACUCGGCGGCGCCGAGCUCGAGCUUGUCGAGGGAGAACCAGGCUCCGGUCGCGAGGGAGCAGAAGAAGGCGGCCGAGUUUGGGGACAAUUUUGGCGUCAGCGUCGAGGGCAAGGGCGAGGGCGAGGGCUUCAAGACGUCGAGCGUCAAGGAGGGUGAGCCGAGGGCGGGCCAGGUCCACGCCGACAACCCGAACGCCAACCUCGUCGAGGCAGGGACGACCAUGGCCGGCGACGCCGGCGCCGACUCGGGCAUUGAUGGGUCCGAGGAGGAGGGGACCGAGGGCGGCAUGCGCGCGGCCAUGGAGCCGAAACCCAAGCUGUAGCGUUGCUCGCUCGAGCGGCCUGUACAUACUGCGCGUGCUUCUGUGACACGAG